UGAAGGGAAGGAGCGUAGGUGUAGGAGGGGAUGGAGAAGUGGUGCUGCAUUCCUGUCUGAACACACCAAACGGGACCAGAAAGGAGAAAAGAAGUUAAUCUGAAAUCCAGAUGCCUUAAGGACCAACAGAGGGUCAAACUAAUCCAAACAGUCACAUAGUCGCAGAGCUCCAUCCCUUCUUGUGUUCUGUUGUUUUUGCAGACUUUUACAAGUCAACUGGCAUCGGCCGGACUAAAAGAUCAACUGGAUACUUUUUACGCCUGCGUUGUCUUGUUAAACCUGCUGCAGUCAAAUCCACAGGAUUUCUUUCUUUUUGCUAUACUUUGUUUUCUUUUCUUCGAGAGGAAUUCCCAGAUGCAUUAAUGGCGUGAGCAGCUUCAGUGAUUAAGUUAUGGCGUCGUGGUGGUGCACCAAGAUCUUCUGCAGGUUGGCUGCAGCGGCCUUUCCCCUGAUCAUCACAUCGCUACUUUGGCUGACGAUCCCCCCCGCCCAUGCUGCACCUUCCUGUCCACGGAGCUGCAGCUGCCCAGGCGUCAAAGACGUCCACUGUACUUUCAGACAUCUCACAGCCAUUCCAAGAAACUUUCCCAAAGACACAGAGAGGCUCAACUUGGGAUACAAUAGCCUGACUGAGGUGGAAGGGUCCGCAUUCCGGUCGCUACGGCAACUGGAAAUGCUCAUGUUACAUGGUAACGACAUAAGCACCGUCCAGGAUGGAGCCUUUUACAGCUUGCGAUCGCUACAGAUAAUGAAGCUGAGUUACAACAAGCUAACAGCAGUAACCCCUGCUUUGUUUGAGGGUCUUGUUGGUCUGGUUCGUCUCCAUCUGGACCACAACCUCAUCAGCUUUAUCGAGCCAUACUCCUUUUCGGGUUUGACUUCUCUCAAACUGUUACAACUGGAGGGAAAUCUUCUUAAAGAGAUCCAUCCUCAUACCUUCAUUACAGUCUCCAUGCUGGGAAACUUUUGGACCUCUGGACUCAAACACUUACACCUUUCAGACAAUAUGCUGGAUCAGCUCCCUGCCUCUGUAUUGACCACAGCGCCCAGGCUGGAGCUCCUCUCUCUUCAUGGGAACCCCUGGACUUGCGACUGUCAACUUCACUGGUUGGUACAGUGGAGCUCCACACAUGAAGGAGUAAUAAAGUGUAAAAAGGAACGUGAAACCAGCACCGUUGAGAUUUGUCCCCAGUGUUUCUCACCUCAACCCCUGAACGGGACCCUCCUGCUUGGGUUAACUGAAGACCAGCUAACCUGUGAGAGGCCAGCUCUUCACUCUUCCCUGAAACUCUGGGACAACCCAGUGUGGGCUGAGUCCGAUACGGAGCCUGACCUUCCAUACACGCGUGACCUUGAGAAGCCCUUGGGCCACCUGAGCUUUGCUCUGUCAGAUAGCCAUGGAAAUAAUGCCCACGUGGUUUGUGACGUGCGUCACCCAGGAGACAGUUCGCCUGUAAGCUGGACAGCCAAUCCACGGACAGCACAAGGGUCGUCUAUUAAUGUGUCAUUGGCAACCGUCCUGGAGUGUGAGAUUGAUCGUGAGAAAUUACAAAACCUUUGGCAGUUGGUUGCGUAUUACUAUGAAAGUCCUGCUAUCUUGGAGAGAGGUCAACAAAGAGCAAACACCAGCCAAACAACGUAUAAAUAUGCACAAGUUGCAAAUGAGAAUUCCCCGUAUUUUACAGACUUGAAGGGUUAUUUAGUAGGGGAGCCCACAUGGCUGCUUCAACCCAGAGUCACUUUAAAGCUUAAUCGGCAGCAAACAACAACCAAGAAACUGGUGAUGGAUUACAGCACAGUGAUCACCAAGCGUAUGAACAACCUAAGAGGGCAGCAAGACAACAGUGAUCGUCCUCCUUCUUGGGCAAUGAUUCAUCGUGGAACUGCAGGACGAGUGAAAACUGCUCUGGAGGGCUCAGAGGUUCACUUACGAUGCAGUGUUGUCACUUCACAACAGGAUGUGAAAAUUGAGUGGAUGCUUCCCGAUUUGUCCAUUGUGGAGAGUACGACUGAUAAAAUCAAAAUUGACGACGCAGGGGACCUUGUUAUCAUGAAUACAUCGCAAUCCGACUCCGGUCUCUACCACUGUAUGAUCAGAACAAUGGCUGGUGUGGAUCUGGUAUCUCUGAGGCUUACUGUUAAAGAACGGUCACCGAGUCCGACUGCUUUCAAUGGUCAGAAAAUGCUAGUUGAAGAGGGAGGCUCAAUCUCUCUCCCAUGUGAUGUCACAUCAGUGCAACCUAGCCAAACAGUUUGGUACAUGCCCAAAAACAAAGUUCUUCUUCCCACACAAAAGACAAGAAAGGCAACAGUCAUGGAAAAUGGUACUUUGGUGGUAAAGAAGUUGAUGCAAGAGGAUUCAGGGGAGUACAGUUGUUUGGCCUCAAAUCUCUAUGGCGUUGACAUGCUGUCACACAUCGUGGAAGUCACAGGGGAGAGCUCUGAAGUCAGGACACAAACAGAGCAGCAAAUUUUAAACACUGAUGAGGAAGAGGGUUCAGCAGGAGAUUACCAGGAAACUAUUCGCCGCUUUGUGACACAGGUUUCUAUGGAAGGAAAACAGCAUCAGAGUCCCGAAGCAAACAAAUUCCCAAGGAAAGAUCUGAAACGAAAACCCACCAUUGUUGUAAAGAAAUUAGAUCCACAGGCAUCCGAUUUGCCACUACCAGAUUCCACCACACCAAUUGUCCCAACCACUUUGUCCAACCCUGCGACUACCAUUUCCCCAUUUCCAAUAGCCAGCCAUUUGCCCAUCACAACAAUUUCAGAGUCUUUUCUGCUGGAAACAGAACCAAAAACUUUACCGAGCCCAUCUACCAGAAGCACAGAGCCAUUCCAGCAGCAGGUUAAUGUGAUCACAGACAUAAACCAUGCCAUAACCGAGUCAUCAGUUGUUACAACCCAAGCUGAAAAAGUAGAAAACAGAAGGUUUGGUCAAGGUAAAAGGAAAUUUAUUCCUGGUAACUCCAAUCGGAGAAGGCCACCUUUUAGGCGUAGAAAACCUCCAAUGAGAAGAAUUAAACCUGAUCUGGAACCAUUCCGUCAUUCAUCAAACGUACUUAAAUCUAUAGUCUCCCCACCAAUCAUAACAACUAUUACUCCUGUCACGACCACCACAACUGGUAAGACAACAUCUGCACAAAGUACAGUCACUGCAUACUCCCAGAUCAAGGAAGACAAAGUCGAUGAAACAUAUGAUAACAAGGAUGCUGGUGGUUUCGAUGAAAAACAAGAAUCCAACUCUGAAACCCGUCAUACUGUUCCGGAUUUAAGCAAUAGGUUCACCACAAAUCACAUGUACACAGAGCUUGAGAAAGUCAAAGAAUCUGAGAAUGAGCUGGUCACCCAAAGUUACAAUAUGUGGCAUACAACACUUUCCACAAUCCAAACACCAAAGCCAAAGACUUCACCGGAACAAAAUAAAGCAACCCACACCAGAGGUUCAUCAUCCAAAGUGAUAACUUCACAUAUAAACAAAAACAAAACAAAAGAGGACAGCAUUUCCAAGGAAAACAAAAAGGCAGAUAGAGCAAGAACAAAUCCUGAAAUCCCAUAUGUUCCUAUAGUUCAGCCGAUUCACCCCUGGCUCCACCAGUACAACCAAGAACGGGACCAACCAACGUCUGCACAGGUGCCACAAUCACACAAGGAAAAUAGAGAAGUGGAUCUCAGUAGCCCUACUUUGCCUUCCCACGCUGCACCAACCUCCCGUUGGUCUCCAAGCCUUAGUCGUCAUCCUGUGUAUCAUCCUUGGCCCGGGCAACGCUCGUUUCUUUCUUCCAAAAAAGGUCCCGUGCCACACAUUGUACCCACACAGGGAACCAGACCUCAGGGUCAAAACCCAGUUCCUACCAACAGACCAGAGAUCACAGCUGAAACGGUAAAGCCCACACCCACUCACAGAUACCAGGUGAAAGAUCAACUCCUACUAUCAAGGCUGAGGAACAGAUACAGACAGGCAUACCUUGAUCGUCUCUCACAGCUUGGAAAGAUUGUGACACCAAAACCACGCUUAAGCUACAACAAACCUGUAAACCCAAUUCAACCCAGUCCCAUACCUCUCAACCCAGUCAGAGCCUUCCUUCCCAGACCACAAGCACCAACACCCUCCAAUGCCUUGCAACCUUCACACUUUACUAAACCUAUGACAUCAUCCUUCGAUGCUUCCAAUUCAACCUCUCAUCCUCAGCCAUUUUCCAAAUCAGGAUUACAGCCAGGAGGUCAGUGGCCUGUUCGAGCUGAAAUUGGCUCUCAACAUCCAACUGCUGCACCUCCGAACCCAUGGGUGUUGGGAGCUGGGGUUGGUGGGGCAAAACCCCGCAUCACCACAGUAAACAAAGCCAGUGUGUCAGUGCUGGCAGAAGGUGAUGCUGUUCUACAUUGCAAAGCAACAGGGAAUCCUGACCCGAGCAUCGCAUGGACAAAAGUAUCUACAGGUGCCACCAUACCUGCCAACACCAAGCAUGGUUCCCGGUUUGAAGUCUUCAAAAAUGGAACUUUUGUAAUUAAAACAGUCCAGCUUCAGGACAGAGGCCAGUACCUGUGCACUGCCCAAAACAGGUUUGGAUCAGACCGUAUGGUGAUCACGUUAGCAGUCCAGACUGAGGCCCCCAAGAUCCAACCUGCCAGGUCUACGGAGAUAGCCAUCUAUUUAGGAAAAAGUUUGACCCUUGAUUGUCUUGCUUCUGGGAAACCACCAGCCCAAAUUUCCUGGAUUCUACCAGAUGGAACAUUUGUUCGUGAAAUCGGAACUGUUCAUUCCCGACUUCCUCAAAUGUCACUACUCGUGAAUGGGACGUUGCAAAUGCGGUCGACCAAUUUCUCCAGUAAAGGAGACUAUAAAUGUAUCGCCAGCAAUGCAGCAGGUGCUGAUACGAUCACGUACCAUGUUCACGUGGCAGCUUUGCCGCCAAGCAUCAGCGAAGCUGCAAGUGACACUGUGAUCAUUCCGGCAGGUAGGAGUGUUUAUGUCCAUUGUUCCAUGAAAGGUGAGCCAUUUCCUACUUUGAAGUGGGCACUUCCAUCAGGGGUCCAUGUGAAGCCAUCACAGUUCCUGGGACAUCGGCUCUUUGUCUUUCCCAAUGGGACACUGUAUGUGAAAAAUGUCUCACCCGCUGAUGCAGGGAGGUAUGAAUGUUUGGCUGCAAAUACUGUAGGCAUUGCCAAGAGAACCGUGCGGAUUGAAGUGAGGCCUGAUGGCUUGUCAAAUAACCCCCAUCCUCCUGUUCCUUUCCCCCCGAUACACCAUCAUGCUGUUCCAUCCCGUCAGCACUCAGUGUCAGCUAUGUUUGCUUCUGCUGUGUACUUACACUGUCCAGAGUCUAGUGGAUACCCAAGGGGUACAAUCUGGCAGUUACCCUCCAAAACCAUCAUGGAGCAUCGAUACAGUCCAGAGAGACCAAUUAAAGUUUUCCGGAAUGGGACUCUGAGGAUACUUCAGUUAACAGAGCUGGAUGGCGGAAAUUAUCUGUGUAUCUUUCAGCGACCCAAUGGAGAGGACAUGGAGCUCUUUCGGGUGGAUGUCUUGAUGACGCCGCCCAGAAUCCAACAUGUGAGAACAACACAAUCAAAAGUGAACUUUGGAGAAAACGUCCAGGUGGACUGUGUCGCAUCAGGCCUCCCGGAUCCAGAAGUCUCCUGGAGCCUACCAGAUGGAACGCUAAUCAACAAUGCACUUCAGUCUGAUGACAGUGGCUAUCACAACCGCCGCUAUGUUAUUUUUGGCAAUGGAACAUUACUUCUCCACCAAAUGGGCAGAAAAGACGAGGGUGACUACACGUGUUAUGCAAAAAACAAACUAGGCAAAGACGAGAGAAAGGUUAGUGUCAAAGUUGGACCAAACGCCCCAAGAAUUAGUUUAGAAUCUCAGUCACCGGUGACUGUGAGAUACGGAGAGUUGGCUAAAAUGAGCUGUCGGGCAACAGGCGAACCAACACCAAGGAUCUUUUGGAUCUCACCACGCAAUGAUGUCAUCCCACCAUCAUCAGACAAGUUUGACAUUCUGGAAAAUGGAAUGUUAGUGGUGAAAAGAGUAACGCUUGCUGAUGAAGGGAAGUAUGCAUGUGUGGCACGAAAUUCUGCAGGUGAUGACGUUAAAAAUGUACUUCUGGAGGUUGAACCCCGCGAACCCUUUAUCAAUGGCAACAAAGGAAAGACUUCCAAAAAUGUUGUAGGUGUUUCUUAUCAAACCGUCCUUUUGGACUGCAAGGUGGAAGGGAAACCUGUGCCGCAGGUUUGGUGGAUUACUCCUUAUGGCCACUUGCUUCAAACUUCCUACCUCAGCGGCCGCUUCCAAGUCCAUCAAAAUGGCACAUUGGAGGUGAGAGGGGCAAGGAAGACAGAUGGAGGCAGGUACAUGUGUACGGCCAAAAACCAUGUGGGUGAGGCAUCAUUAGUAGUUGAAUUAGAUGUGGCUCCAAUAGCAGAGAAGCCAAGUUUUGCUGUUCCUAAUAUUGAAAUCAUAUCAAUACAACAAUAUGGCAGGGAAUUGUACCUGCAGUGCCCUGCUCGUGGCAAGCCAAACCCAGAAUUUGUGUGGGUGCUACCUAAUGGAACAACGUUGAUGCCUGGUGUUAGACUGCAACGCUUUACCCACCAUCAGGCCAACGGGACCCUGGGGAUCUCUCAGCUGGCUGCAAGCGAUAAGGGAGUUUACAGGUGUCUAGCAAAGAAUAUAGCGGGGCAAGCAGAGAAGCGCUACAUGCUGGAAGCGGGCAGGAAGCCGACAAUCAGAGGACCAACGGGUGGGAUAAAGAUCACCUACGGCCAAACUCUCAACUUGCCCUGCACUGUGGAAGGCUGGCCAACGGCAUCGAUCGCAUGGACUCUACCCAACGGCUUCACUUUGGAUAAACCGCAAUCUGUUGGUCGGGUUACAUUUCAUGCCAAUGGGACCCUCCAGAUGAGGCAGGUUGCUACGUUUGACAAAGGGACAUAUAUAUGCAAAGCCUCCAACGCAUUCGGCUCAUCAACAUUGUCAUAUCCUAUCACGGUAAUGGUUCAUCCACCACGUGUCACCAGUAUGCUGCCCUCCAUCACCAGCGUCAGUCGGGGAUCGCCGGUGAGGAUAAAUUGUGUCGCUACUGGUGUUCCCAAGCCAGAAAUUUCAUGGACUUUACCUGGCCGUACUACAUUGGUUCCGCAUAACCGCUACAUAGUCCAAGGAGGGAUCCACAUGACAGAGGACGGUAGUUUGGUUAUCCAGAACCCCGUGCUAAUGAACUCUGGUAUCUACAAAUGCAAUGCUAAAAAUGCCCUCGGAACAGAUUUUAAAUCUACAUACCUCCAAGUGAUCUGAGGGUCAUGGUGUGUUUCUGAUUCCGGGACUGUGAGGUUCAGGGGGUCUCCCAGCAGCAUUAAGACUGAAUGAUUUGUCCAUAAGGAUGUCAGUAAUCAUCAAUGAUACAACAAUUAGGAUGCCAUGGAGAAAGGCCGCUAGCUAUCUGGCCGUAGGUAGCCUGCUAUUUUACAUUUGAAUAUAGUUAUGUGGUCCUCACCACACAUAAACAUGCAUUGGAUGCAUGACCUCGACCUCUUACCUCUGGCUACGUGACGUAGCUUUGGAUCAGUUGUGUUUU
Messenger RNA from Doryrhamphus excisus (bluestripe pipefish), 7577 nucleotides. RefSeq names its product matrix-remodeling-associated protein 5. The record is from RefSeq and is a predicted model, not a curated record. NCBI's taxonomy places the organism in Eukaryota, Metazoa, Chordata, Actinopteri, Syngnathiformes, Syngnathidae. Gene Ontology annotation, molecular function: protein binding.